AUGGCAACCUUGUUCAAGCAUGCAUGGGCUCCCCUGCUCUUGACGCCGUGUCGGAUUAACGUUGGGAGCCGCCGCGGCAUUCGCGGCCUAAGAAGGAAACCCCUCCGCGUGCUGCCCUCGGUCGCGCAGGCGCAGGAGCAGCAACGGAUCGUUCCCAGCAAAGUUAAGACCCCUUACAUCCCAAAAGCGCCCAGAAAGGAACGCCAGCCGGAACCGGAACGUGAAGAGGCGGAGCUUCGUUACGAGCGGGCCGGACCCAAUGAGAAGAGACUUAGGAAUUUGGUGACCCUGGCGAAGUCCAGGGCAUUUCGCGAGAAGCACGGGAAAAUUCUGCUGGAAGGCCGGAGGCUCAUUUUGGAUGCUCUGGAGGCGGGAGCCGUUCCGCAGACGAUCUUCUUUAGCCUAAUGGAGAAUCUGAAGAUGCUGCCGGCGGCCAAACUCAAACGGACCACCCUUGUCAAAGUGAAAUACAACGAGAUCAAGAUGUGGUCGGACGUCAUCACUCCACAGGGGUUGAUCGGCAUUUUUGCCAUGCCCCAUCACACCAAAAUGUCCUAUCCCGAAGUCCCGCAGGAGCACGCCUUGCCUCUCACGCUGAUCUGCGACAACAUUCGGGAUCCCGGGAAUCUGGGCACCAUCCUGAGGUCGGCGGCGGGAGCCGGCUGCUGCAGUGUGCUGCUUGUCAAAGGCUGCGUGGAUGCCUGGGAACCCAAAGUCCUUCGGGCUGGGAUGGGCGCUCACUUCCGGAUCCCCAUCGUCUCCAACCUGGAGUGGGACCUGGUGCCCAAUUACCUGCCCACCGAAAGCCGCAUCCACGUGGCCGAAAGCCGCCAGGAGGGACCCCCAGGAGAGGCUGAAGGGGCUUCAGCACCCCAGGCUGCCCGCAGGGGCUCCACCCGGAAGUCCCAACUGGCCCCGUCAAAGGGGAGCCAGGCGGAGGAGGAGGAGGAGGAGGAGGAAGAACGAAUGUCACUGCAAUUCCAGCCUUAUUACAAGCCAUGGAUGAUGGAUGCCUCCGUCGCCGUCGUGGUUGGCGGCGAGACCCACGGGGUGAGCCCCGAAGCCAAACGUCUGGCGCAGAGGAGCGGCGGGAAGCGGCUGGCCAUCCCGGUGGUCCCCGGCGUGGAGAGUUUGAAUUCCGCCAUGGCGGCCGGCGUCCUUCUGUUCGAGGCCAAGAGACAGCUGCUGGUCCAGGAAGGCGGGGCUUCCAGGCUGGAGUUCAAACGAUGA
Protobothrops mucrosquamatus (brown spotted pit viper) is the source of this 1230-nucleotide messenger RNA. RefSeq names its product mitochondrial rRNA methyltransferase 3 (gene MRM3). The coding region runs from base 1 to 1230 and encodes 409 amino acids. The record is from RefSeq and is a predicted model, not a curated record. The transcript has 4 exons. Gene Ontology annotation, biological process: RNA processing. Lineage: Eukaryota; Metazoa; Chordata; Lepidosauria; Squamata; Viperidae. Gene Ontology annotation, molecular function: RNA methyltransferase activity; RNA binding.